AGACGUAGCUGGUGGAAUUCUUCUUAUAUUAUCUACAGCACCUGGUUUCUAUGCUUCAACGGAUACGAGUCUUUCGUCAGAACCUAUUUCAAUACCUGUCAUUAGUACAGAGCAGAAAUGUUCUGCAGGAACAAUGAAGAAUGAUAUGGGAAUUCAUCCGUGCUCUCUUUGUUCUUCAGGCUCGAGAAGUUCAGCUGGUAGCACGAACUGUACAGCAUGUGCUUCAUCCGCAUUCUGUCCGCUUGGCGCUACUGAAGGUGAAUUCUGGAUUGGCGGUUUGGUCACAAUUGUUCUGAUUGUACUCGUCUCCCAAGCAUACGCCUUCAGUACAAAAUUCAUCGCACAGUAUCCAGCAGAAAGUGUCAGCGAUAGUCACUUUGCUUGUGACAUUACAAUACGAAAUGCUCUCUUCGAAACAACGCUACAAUCAGUUGCAGUUCCACAAUCUGAUGAAGAACAAAUAAUCUUCAAUCUACUUAAUGAACAACAGUGGAUAUUACACGUGAAUCUACUCAACACAGAAAUUGCUUGCUCAUCAAUCUCUGCCAUCCAGAUUAUUGGUAGUUCAUCUGUUCCACUCAAGUUAUAUCCCUGUUCCAACAAAAACUCUAUUGUGAAGACCUCUAUAGUUUUAUCAUCCGAUGCAGACACAAUACAAUGGAUAAUUGAUGAUUUUAAACCAAUUGGAGGUUUGGGACUGGGCUUGGCCGGUUCUGGAAAAGAAAGUGGCAGUUCAAUGCUCAAAGAUCUUGAAUUUAGUCAAGCAUUUUACAAUUCCAAUCGAACACUGGCUCAAGCAGCUGCUGUUUCUCUUCAGCUCACCAUGGUAAGCGAAAACAUAAAUUUUAUUGAGAAGUUUAUAGAUGUUGUUAAAAUCAAUUUUCCAAGAAGAUUUCGUAAUUAA
This is a messenger RNA of Rotaria sp. Silwood2, 904 nucleotides long. The record is from the annotation of a GenBank genome assembly. NCBI's taxonomy places the organism in Eukaryota, Metazoa, Rotifera, Eurotatoria, Philodinida, Philodinidae.